Messenger RNA from Glycine soja, 1586 nucleotides. Its product is annotated as scopoletin glucosyltransferase-like. The record is from RefSeq and is a predicted model, not a curated record. NCBI's taxonomy places the organism in Eukaryota, Viridiplantae, Streptophyta, Magnoliopsida, Fabales, Fabaceae. Gene Ontology annotation, molecular function: UDP-glycosyltransferase activity. Bases 78 to 1508 code for a protein of 476 amino acids. The transcript has a single exon.
CCAUACCAAGUCCCCUUCUACUUGUUUCAGUGUAUAAUCUGAAUUUUCUUACCUACAAUAUAACCCAAGUGUGAAAGAUGGCCAGUAACGAUGAUUCUUUGCACAUGUUUUUCUUCCCCUUCCUAGCUCAUGGCCAUAUGAUACCUUUGGUUGACAUGGCCAAACUAUUUGCUGCAAAAGGUGUGAGAGCCACCAUACUCACCACACCACUCAAUGCACCUAUCAUCUCCAAAGCCAUAGAAAAAACCAAAACUCAUCAAGGCAAAGAAAUCCAAAUCCAAACCUUGAAAUUCCUUGGCACCGAGUUUGGUUUACCCGAAGGAUGCGAACACUGUGACUCACUCCCUUCACCAAAUCUAUUUCCAGCCUUCAUUAUGGCCACUGCUUUGUUGCAAGAGCCCUUUGAGCAACUAUUGCAUCAACAGCGUCCAAAUUGUGUUGUUGCGGACAUGUUCUUCCCAUGGACAACAGAUUCCGCGGACAAAUUUGGAAUUCCCAGGCUUGUGUUCCACGGGAUUAGUUUCUUCUCCUUGUGCGCUUCCCAAAUAAUGAGUCUCUACCAGCCUUACAACAACACUUCUUCGGACACGGAGUUAUUCGUUAUUCCUAAUUUCCCAGGUGAAAUCAAAAUGACAAGGUUGCAGGAGGCAAAUUUCUUUAGGAAAGACGAUGUGGACUCUAGCAGAUUUUGGAAGCAAAUAUAUGAAUCAGAGGUGAGGAGCUAUGGAGUGGUUGUUAACAGCUUCUAUGAACUUGAGAAGGAUUACGCAGAUCAUUACAGAAAGGAACUUGGGAUAAAAGCAUGGCAUAUAGGCCCUUUGUCUCUAUGCAAUAGGGAUAAAGAGGAAAAAACAUUUAGAGGAAAUGAAGCGUCUAUUGAUGAGCACGAGUGCUUAAAGUGGCUGAACACGAAAACAACUAAUUCAGUUGUUUACGUGUGUUUUGGAAGUGCGGUAAAGUUUUCCAAUUCACAGCUUCUAGAGAUUGCUAUGGGACUUGAGGCAUCGGGACAACAAUUCAUCUGGGUCGUUAGGAAAAGCAUCCAAGAAAAGGGAGAGAAAUGGUUACCUGAAGGAUUUGAGAAAAGAAUGGAAGGUAAGGGACUAAUCAUAAGAGGGUGGGCGCCUCAAGUGUUGAUCCUUGAACACGAAGCCAUUGGCGCGUUUGUGACACAUUGUGGAUGGAAUUCGACGUUGGAAGCAGUGAGUGCUGGGGUGCCCAUGAUCACUUGGCCUGUGGGUGGCGAGCAAUUUUACAAUGAGAAGUUGGUGACUGAGGUACUUAAAAUUGGUGUACCUGUUGGUGUUAAAAAAUGGACUCGUUUUAUAGGGGAUGAUAGUGUUAAGUGGGAUGCAUUAGAGAAGGCUGUGAAAAUGGUAAUGGUUGAGGAAAUGAGAAAUAGAGCACAAGUUUUCAAGCAGAUGGCAAGAAGAGCAGUGGAAGAAGGAGGAUCUUCUGACUCAAAUUUGGAUGCUUUAGUUCGGGAGUUGUGUUCCCUCUCCCAUUGAGGCAUCUAAUAUGAACAAAAGGCGCAUUUAAAAUUUGAUUCCUAAGAUUGAUGAAUAAUCCACCUUAAGAAGGAAAUA